AUGGAGCAGGGAGACGAGCAGGGGCGUGGUGUCAACGUGCGGAAGGAGGCCAAGAAGCCAUUCCUUGACAUACAGGAGGAGUUCAAGGGCGCCAUCGUAUACCUGGACGGCCCUGCGGCCGAGAUCGUGCAGUGGACCUUUGGUGGUCUCGAUUUCUUCUUUGGGCUCGGUGCCGAGCAUGUGACCCUCCUCCCACCCGCCUCGAAUGGCAAUAAAGAUGAAGAUUCGCACUCAGCCACCCUAGUCGGCUUCACCUCUACUCGUGCACUCAUCUUCAUAAGCUCGUACCUGCCAGAGUACCGGGACAGCUUGAAGCGAGUGCUGGAGAGCGGCACGUUCACCGAGUGCGUGGUGUACUCGGGCCUGCCCGAGUCGGCCCAUUCGCACUAUCCCGAGCUCGGCGGUGGCCUCUUCAACUCCUAUAUUCGAAUGAUGAAGGAUUGGAUGAGGAAGAAGCAGACCAGCAAGUUCAUCUCUCCGGUGGCCGUAGUGAUACCGUUCCCGCUCCUGUACAGCCCGUUCCUGCCACACACAUUCUUCCUGCCGCCCUGCUACGACGUCUUCCCGCCCGUGCAGCUGCCCGAGCACGUUCCCGAGUCCCCGCACGGGCCCACGCUCGAGCAGCUACCAAAGCACUAUCAGCUUGCGGUGAAGCGAUUGGCCAACGUGCUGUCGCAAACCAUGCGACAGUGGGGACUGAAGGAAGACAUAUACCCGAUCGGCCACGCGGCCAAGUUCACUGCGGGCGAAAUGAACAAGCUGGCCGAGCAGGCGCAACACGCCGCAACGCCGGCGUCUCCGCGUUCGGCCACUCCCGUAUCCCUCAUUCUCAUCGACCGCACCAUUGAUUUGGUGGCGCCGAUGCGGCACACGGCCAACGUGUUGGAUCGCAUACGCAGCGUGCUGCGAUCGCCCUCGCCCACGUCGAACGAUGUCGCCAUCGACCUGCGGCCAUUCCUGUCCGACAGCCCCGUUCACAUGGACGACAAUUUCCUCCCGUACGGUUCGUUGAUACCGCGAGAGGACAGCAAGGCCAGCAAUUCGAUAUUCAAGACGCUGGCCACCAAAACACAAAAGGACGCGUUGAACGCCAUCCGCAAGAAGCUCAUGAACAGCUCUGCGGUCACCCCGGCGCGGCUGUUGGCGCUGCUGCGCCCGUUUCAGACCGAUGUCGGCGCUUUCUAUCGCCACGCCGGACUAAUGCAGUAUGCCGCGGGGGUGAUUUCGGCGCUGCAGCAGUCGGAUAAGAGCACCGCAUGGGAAGAGCUGAUGGGGGUGGAGAAGCUCAUCAUCCACACCGUCAAGGACCCAUCCGAGAAGAGCUCCCUCCAGCAGCUCGUCGAACUCCUCUCCGUCGGCAAGUUCACGGCGGCGGACGUGGUCGGGCUGGCGGUGAUGGCCCACUCCCUCCUGGGGCAGCGCUUCGCGCGCGACGACGACAAGGCCUUCCAGAAGGCUCUCGUCGCCAACCUCAUCGACUUUCCGCAGGAAUCGCUGGACUGGUUGGGCGAUGCUGACGUGGCCCACAUGCUGCGGCAGCACUACCGGGCCGCCGCCCAGGAGGGGUCGGCCGCCGACGACGCGGGGGAGGGGGAGCGGGAGGUGCUGGCGCGGCAGCUCCAGCUGAGCCUCAAGGACGUGAUCGAGGAUCGCAUGGACCGCCUCCGCGGCACCGCCGACGUCCGAUCGUCACUCAAGCUGCGCGACUAUGCGAAUGUGAUGGGGCGAGGAGCCGGCGGAGCGGCCUACACGUCGCUGGUGGCGCGGGUGGCGCGAGACAGCGUGACGCGCGACGGCGACGCCGAGCUGCACGACCUCGAGAAGCACACCUCCACCGUCGCCCUCUCCGACCUGCUCGGCAUGGCCUCCUCUCUCGGGCUGGGUCGAUUCGGGUUCGGGCGGGGCAAGACCAAGGCCAAGCCGAGGCCCAGCGACAACAAGACCAUCGUCAUCUUCGUGAUCGGGGGCAUCACCUGCGCCGAGAUCCAGGAGGCCCUCCAGCAGGUCGCCGACAGCGUCGGAGGCAAGGAGGAGGGCGACGACGACCAAUAUCAGGUGUUGAUCGGCAGCACCAGCCUGAGCACCGCCAGCGGCGUGCUGUCCCAUCUGUUUGCCGCCGAGCAGCAACAAUGA
Molecule: messenger RNA, 2133 nt
Organism: Acanthamoeba castellanii str. Neff
Lineage: Eukaryota; Discosea; Longamoebia; Acanthamoebidae
Product: Sec1 family domain containing protein
Exons: 16
Coding region: 1-2133 (710 amino acids)
Biological process (GO): vesicle-mediated transport; intracellular protein transport
Source: RefSeq, a predicted model, not a curated record